Molecule: messenger RNA, 1059 nt
Organism: Gongylonema pulchrum
Lineage: Eukaryota; Metazoa; Nematoda; Chromadorea; Rhabditida; Gongylonematidae
Source: the annotation of a GenBank genome assembly
CUGGCUGAUAAAUACUAUCAGCAAGGGAAACCAGCAUCGUUCGAGCAAACAUCGGGAGAUGUUGACGUAUCGGAAACCGUUGUAUUACCGGUGCCGGAUCGCAAAUUGAAAGGUGAUCGGUUGGAUUUCACGAGGAAAUGGCUUGAUGGCGAUAUCAAGUCGUGGGCUGCAGGACAGCCGAAACCGGACUUGAUUCUUGGUGGAUUAGAAGAAGAACCCGAUUUGGAUGAACGUUCACUGGGCAGUUGUUCGGCAGAAGUAGCUGCAAUCAAUUCGGCUGUACGAAAAAAGAAGAAAACACAGAACAUGCCCGAUCUCAUUCAGAAUGCCGCUAGCGAAGUGUGGAUGAGACUUGUAAAGGUUGGCUUAGAUUUUCGUGAGGUACGGUCAUGUCUUAGUUUAUCUGUGCGAUUUACACCAGCAUGGCAGUUUAACACUCUCGCAUAUCACCCCACGAAUGCAUUUAACUCGCCUAAAACUGGGAAGAAGCGUCCAGGUGCUCAUCAAAUGGACAGGCGCAAAAGUAGCAGUGGCAGCAGUCAUUUCACUGCACAGCCGGCAGUUGGCCCGAUCAAACCCCAGCCGAUGAAGCCGCAAGCCUUAUAUCCGCCGUUUCCAUGUAGCAGUAGCAGCACAAGCAAUCUCACUAACUUCAAUAAUUUUCCGAGACCAUUCCGGGACGAUAAUGUUUGGGCAAAUAGUUACGAUGAUCUGAAUGGUAACUGCUAUCCACGACAAAGGAUCUCCUCACACAGCCGAGAACCACUGGAAAAGCAGAAUGGCGAUACAUUAUCUUGGAGGUCCAUUCCUCAGGAUCCAUACAAUACUCUGGGUAGUGUUCGGUCAGCGGAAGUGCGACUGUCAGCCCGAAACAGCGGCGCAUUUACACCCGUACAGCCACCACAUAUUGUCGCAAUGCGUAGUUCGGUAUCGAGCUUACCGGAGUCGUCUAUUGUUCGACCGCAACCCCUUCGCAUUCCGGAUCCGGCGUUAGCAAUUGAUGCGCUGGUUGCAGAACUUGAACUUAACACCGAUCAGGUACCUUUCGAGAGUAUUUAA